Sporothrix schenckii 1099-18 is the source of this 2313-nucleotide messenger RNA. RefSeq lists its product as uncharacterized. The transcript has 2 exons. Gene Ontology annotation, cellular component: plant-type cell wall. The coding region runs from base 1 to 2313 and encodes 770 amino acids. The record is from RefSeq and is a predicted model, not a curated record. Gene Ontology annotation, biological process: xylan catabolic process; arabinan catabolic process. Lineage: Eukaryota; Fungi; Ascomycota; Sordariomycetes; Ophiostomatales; Ophiostomataceae. Gene Ontology annotation, molecular function: xylan 1,4-beta-xylosidase activity; alpha-L-arabinofuranosidase activity.
AUGAAGUCUCUAGCAGCUUUCGCCUUCAUCGCAGUGAACGGAGCGCGCGGGGGUGCACUGCCGGACUGUACCAACGCGCCGUUCAGUUCAAAUAAGAUAUGCGACACCAAUGCGACUCCUCGCGAUCGAGCUGCUGCGCUCGUGGAGGCGAUGCAGACAAACGAAAAACUGGCCAACAUUGUCAGCACUCGUCACUGUAUGCCUACUGAGGUUACGUCUGUUGUUAGCAAGUCGCCGGGGGUUUCUCGUAUUGGGCUGCCGUCGUACAAUUGGUGGAGUGAGGCGCUCCAUGGAGUGGCGUCCGCUCCGGGCGUGUCGUUUGCCGCGCCGUUUAACGUCUCUACUUCGUUCCCAAUGCCCAUUCUGAUGUCGGCCGCCUUCGACGAUGACCUGAUAGAAAGCGUCGGCACAAUUAUUGGGACAGAAGCGAGAGCAUUCGGCAACAACGAUCGGUCGGGGAUGGAUUAUUGGACACCCGACGUGAAUCCCUUCCGCGACCCGCGUUGGGGACGUGGCUCUGAGACGCCGGGUGAAGACACGCUGCGCAUCAAAGGCUAUACAAAGCACCUGCUGCGAGGCCUCGAGGGGACCAAGCCACAGCGGCGCAUCAUUGCCACCUGCAAGCACUUUGCCGGCUACGACUUGGAGUCUUGGGGCGGCGUGACCCGGCACAGCUUCAACGCAAAGAUUACUGCGCAAGACCUAGCCGAGUACUACAUGCAGCCCUUCCAGCAGUGUGCCCGUGACUCCAAUGUCGGAUCAAUUAUGUGCUCGUACAACAGCAUCAAUGGUGUGCCUGCAUGUGCUAACAGUUAUCUCCUCGAAACAAUACUCCGGGACCACUGGAAUUGGACACAGAGCAAUAACUACAUCACGAGCGAUUGCGAGGCCGUGGCCGACGUCUCUUCCGCUCACCACUACUCUAAGAGCAAUGCAGCCGGGACAGCCGCAUGCUUUAACAACGGCAUGGACAACAGUUGUGAAUAUUCGGGUUCGUCAGACAUUCCCGGGGCUUACAGCAGCAAGGCACUGAACGAGAGCACUGUCGACAAAGCCCUGGUUCGCCUCUACGAGGGACUUGUAAGGGUGGGCUACUUUGAUGGGGCCGCUGCCGAUUACGCCUCCCUGGGAUUGGCUGAUGUCAAUACGGCGGAGGCCCAAAAGCUGGCUCUCCAAUCAGCCACCGACGGCAUCGUUAUGUUGAAGAAUGAUGGAACUCUUCCACUCCCUCUUCAGGAGGGUUCCAAAUUAGCCAUGAUCGGGUUCUGGGCAGACCAGGGAAGCAAGCUACAGGGAAUUUACAGCGGCAAGGCACCAUAUCUUCGCACGCCUGCUUCUGCCGCCAGGAGCGCGAGAUACAACAUCACCGUAGCUACGGGGCCCAUCCUAGAGUCGAGCACGGCUAGAGACACGUGGACUACCAACGCUCUUGCUGCGGCCAAUGCCUCGGACUAUAUUCUUUACUUUGGCGGGCUCGACACGUCGGCGGCCGCUGAAGGUUCGGACCGUACCUCGAUCGCCUGGCCGACAGCGCAAGUCGAGCUGAUCAAGAAGCUGGCGACCGUCGGCAAACCCCUAGUAGUGAUUCAGCUCGGUGACCAGGUCGACAACACCCCGCUCCUAGGACUGCAGGGACUCAACUCAAUUCUCUGGGCGAGCUGGCCGGGGCAGGACGGCGGCCCAGCCGUCAUGUCCAUCAUCAGCGGCGCCAAGGCGCCGGCAGGUCGCCUUCCUGUUACGCAGUACCCGGCCACCUACACCACACUCCCCAUGACAGACAUGAACCUGCGCCCGGUCGGUACAAACCCGGGCCGCACGUAUAGGUGGUACCCGACGCCUGUGCAGGCCUUCGGUACAGGCCUGCAUUACACGACCUUCCAGGCGGCCUUUGCGAAUCUAACAGCAAGUUUGUCGAUCUCAGACCUCCUGAACACCUGCGAUAAAGAUAAUAAGUAUCCAGACACGUGUGCGCUGCCACCACUGGGGGUGGCCGUGACCAACGCCGGCAACCAUACAUCGGAUUACGUCGUGCUCGUUUUUGUCGCUAGCACGGCAGGGCCUAAGCCAUACCCGAUCAAGACGCUCGUGGCUUACCAAAGGCUUCGCGACAUCAACGCAGGGCAGAAGGCCAGCGCCAACUUGUUGUGGACGCUGGGAAGCCUGGCCCGGCAUGACGAGCAGGGGAAUACAGUUUUGUAUCCUGGCACAUACACUCUAAUACUAGACCAGCCGGGUCUGGCGAACGCGACGUUAACUCUUACAGGGAAUGCUACAGUUUUGGACAAGUGGCCGGCUGCACCUAGUGUGAACUGA